UCUCGUUUUGCGACGUGCGCGCGGGCCGAAUUUGUUGUAGCGGCAGACAUGGCGCUGUUGGAAGGAGUGCUCGCAAAUUACCAGCUCCUCUCCAAGGAAUGGAGCAAGAAACCGCCCGAUCUGAAGAAAUGCGGCGAGUUGUUGGGCAUGUUGAAGGUUACGUUGACGCAGUUACCGUUCUUGCCCACUUCAGACACGUCAGUCUCAAAGAGGGAACUCCUUUUAGCACGUGACAUACUCGAAAUUGGUGCACAGUGGAGCAUCAAAACUCGCGACAUCCCGUCCUUUGAGCGUUACAUGGCCCAGUUGAAGUGCUACUACCUCGACUAUCAGAACGACUUGCCAGAGUCCGCACACAAGUACGAGCUGCUUGGCCUCAACCUCCUCUGCCUCCUGUCUCAAAACAGGGUUGCCGAAUUCCACACGGAGCUGGAGCUUCUACCGGCCAAGGAGAUCCAGAACAACGUGUACAUCAACCAUCCUGUCUCCCUUGAGCAGUUCCUCAUGGAGGGCAGCUACAACAAGGUGUUCAAGUCUAAGGACAACGUACCGGCGGCCAACUACAGCUUCUUCAUGGACAUUCUGCUGGACACUGUGCGGGACGAGAUAGCCCGCUGCAUCGAGAAGGCCUACGAGCGCAUCUCCAGCCCCGAUGCCACCCGCAUGCUCUUCCUCGACUCGCCCCAGUUGACUGACGUCUACGCCAGCAAACGAGGGUGGACGGCGAAGAACAACGUGUACGAGUUCGGCACGGAAGUGAAGCACACGGAAGACGUCAUCUCCACAGAAGACCUGGCGACCCAAGCCAUAGGCUACGCACGCGAACUCGAAAUGAUUGUCUAGCGGCCCCUGCAAUUCAUUCAGCAGUGCUUGUCUGUCCCUUUCCUUUUUUAAAU
Molecule: messenger RNA, 896 nt
Organism: Rhipicephalus sanguineus (brown dog tick)
Lineage: Eukaryota; Metazoa; Arthropoda; Arachnida; Ixodida; Ixodidae
Gene: Rpn12
Product: 26S proteasome non-ATPase regulatory subunit 8
Exons: 7
Coding region: 49-843 (264 amino acids)
Biological process (GO): proteasome-mediated ubiquitin-dependent protein catabolic process
Cellular component (GO): nucleus; proteasome regulatory particle, lid subcomplex; cytosol
Source: RefSeq, a predicted model, not a curated record